Molecule: messenger RNA, 2398 nt
Organism: Aspergillus versicolor CBS 583.65
Lineage: Eukaryota; Fungi; Ascomycota; Eurotiomycetes; Eurotiales; Aspergillaceae
Product: alkaline phosphatase D family protein
Exons: 6
Coding region: 27-1916 (629 amino acids)
Source: RefSeq, a predicted model, not a curated record
UAGCUAUACUGCAAUUAGUAGGCAAGAUGGUCUAUACCAGCACCCUCCUCUCGCUGCUGGCGCUGUCCACCAGCGCCGUCGCAAAAUAUGGAGGCAACCUGAACUACCGCAGCCCUUCCCUAAACCAGGAUCACACCAACAUGGGGAUCAACGUGGACGCCAUCCAACGCCGCAGCCUAUCCAAACGUGAUGAGGUCCCCUUCCAACCAUCCCAGCUAAACUUCACCCACAGCGUCGCCUCUGGUGACCCCUACGCAGACAGCGUGAUCCUCUGGACCCGCAUCGCCCCGUCCCUGGAAGCCUCAGACAGCAACACCACUGUCUCGGGGGACGUGCCUCUAUACGACCACGACAACGAGGGCUACGCCAAGGCAUCUGCACACCCGAUCUGUGUUGAGUACCGCGUCUUCUCGGACAAGAGCGCGCGUGAUGUCGUCGACAAGGGCCGCGUCCUGACCAGUAGUGAUAUCGACUACACUGUCAAGGUCGAGGCUACGGGCCUCAAGCCGUUCACGAAUUACUGGUACCGGUUCAAUGUUUGUAACUCGGAUAAGGUCUCGCCGCUUGGACGGACCAAGACUGCUCCAACGGAGAAGGAGGAUAUUGAGGAGGUUAAGCUUGCUGUGCACUCGUGCAGCAACUACCCCAAUGGGUACUUCAACGCAUACGGAAAUGUCGCCCGCAAGGACAAUGUUGACUACGUCGUCCACCUGGGCGACUAUAUCUACGAGUACGAAAGUGGCGUCCCGGGCGUCGACGAGCGUGCUGUCGUUCCCCAGCGAGAGAUCUUCUCUCUGUAUGACUACAGGACUCGCCUUGGGCAGUACCGGACGGACCAGGAUCUUGUCGCGUCUCACCAGAAGUUUCCCUGGAUUACUGUGUGGGAUGACCAUGAAAUUGCAAACAACGGCUACCGCGAUGGUUUCAGCGGUCUACGGAAUACUGAAGACUCUUUCCUGAAUUAUGGGCCCCAGAUCAGCGUUGACCAGCGCAAGCUGAAUGCCGUCCGUGCUUACUUCGAGUGGAUGCCUAUCCGCCAAGUUGACAUGGACGAUGGCCUGCGCAUCUGGCGAAACUUCCAAAUGGGCAACCUCUUCGACCUGAUCAUGAUCGACACCCGGCACUACGAUCGCUCAAUCACGGAUAUCAGCGACAACUCUGACUACAUUGAGAUGAUCCACGACGACGCCGGCCGGAGCAUCAUGGGCCCGCGCCAGGAGAACUGGUUCUACCGCCAGCUCUCCGAAAGCAAGGACCGAGGCGCGAAAUGGCGCGUUAUCGGGAACCAGCUGGUCUUUGCACACAUCGAGCAACAAGAAGAGGACGGGUCCAUCACGUUCAGUACCGAUGCCUGGACGGCGUACCGGGCGAACCAGAACAGAACGCUCAAGCAUAUGUACGACAAUGAGAUUACGAAUAACAUCAACAUUGCGGGAGAUACACACGUUAACUGGGUAUCCGACAUGAUCUGGGAAGGCACAAAGCCCUACAACAACAUCACCGGCGAGGGCGCAGUGGGCGUUGAGUUCGCCGGCACUGCCGUCUCCAGCACCGGCCUGAGCACCGUCUCCCGCGAGCACGGUGAACAAAAGGCCAACACGUACAACAUCAACCCGGAACUCAAGUGGGUGGAGGGUUACUACCGCGGGUACUUCGAGCUGCACCUGCGCCAGGAAGAGGCCGAAGCCCGUUACUUUGGUUGUCCCACGGUCGCGACAAGGAAUAGCUGGGAGCUGCCCCUGGCGAACUGGACGGUCAAGCACAGUGAGAGCCAUCUGCAGCGCCCGUUGGCUGGGGGUGAGGUAGAGGCGGGAUUUGUUCAGGAGGGCGAGUUGAAGCACAGUGAUGUCUCGCUCAAUACCGAGACUGGCGAGUGGAAGGAAGUCCGGUUUGAUCAGAUGUUCCUCAAGUCCUAGACUAGUAAUCCGAUAGAUUUAGAAUUGUAUACCAGUUCGAUAAUAUAUCCCCAGUUGUAGGGGUAUAUCAGCCGUGUAGUUGUGCCUUCAUGAGAUUCAGCAAUCGAAGCUCCUUCCUUUUUGGUCUCGUCCAUCGAUUGGAACAGUAGUAAGUCACUCGGGAUAGCUUGAUUGUCGAUAAAUGGGUAAGUAGAUGGUAGCGGGGAGAAGGAUGCAUAUUGACUGAAUGGCCACGAAUCUGUAAAUUCUUUUUAAUUAGCGUUUCUAACAUUUUCAAUGUUGGAGUUGGGAUUCCGGCUUGUUUAAUGUGAUCACUGCUGCGACAGAAUAUAUUUCCGCCUACCGUACUUCCAACACCCUUAGCACAUCCAGCUCUAGAUAGCAUAACAGCUUAUCAAUUAACAGUGAGCUGAUGAAUGCUGAUCAAAUGAUUAUCAAUAGCUGACCAAGAUCUUGUCGGAGGCACCGAUAUUCUGCAUUCG